This is a messenger RNA of Budorcas taxicolor (takin), 2047 nucleotides long. It is a transcript of the gene FRS3, whose product is annotated as fibroblast growth factor receptor substrate 3. The record is from RefSeq and is a predicted model, not a curated record. Lineage: Eukaryota; Metazoa; Chordata; Mammalia; Artiodactyla; Bovidae. The coding region runs from base 246 to 1733 and encodes 495 amino acids. The transcript has 7 exons. Gene Ontology annotation, cellular component: cytoplasm. Gene Ontology annotation, biological process: cell surface receptor protein tyrosine kinase signaling pathway.
CCUUAGCUCCGGGCGGGCGGCGGCUGCUGCAGUGGGACCCGGGAGCGGGGCCCGGCGCCGCCCGGGCCGUGGGGCGAUGUGAGCCCCAGGUGUGUCCCAGGGAGAUCCAGGUGACUUCUCUGCAGACUGCUUGCCAUGCCACCCCACCAAGAACAGGGGGAAUAAAGUGGGGGUCCUUCCCCAUGCCCCUCCCAUGGUCAGCUCUCCAAUGGCCUGGGUGAGGGCAGGCAGGCUGCUCUGACACCAUGGGGAGCUGCUGCAGCUGCCUGAACCGAGACAGCGUCUCAGACAACCACCCCACCAAGUUCAAGGUGACGAACGUGGAUGAUGAGGGGGUGGAGCUGGGCUCCGGAGUGAUGGAGCUGACCCAGAGCGAGCUGGUGCUGCACCUGCAUCGGCGCGAGGCUGUCCGCUGGCCUUACCUCUGCCUGCGGCGCUAUGGCUACGACUCCAACCUCUUCUCUUUUGAGAGUGGCCGCCGGUGUCAGACUGGCCAGGGGAUAUUUGCAUUUAAGUGCUCCAGGGCUGAGGAAAUCUUCAACCUCCUCCAGGAUCUGAUGCAGUGCAACAGCAUCAAUGUGAUGGAAGAGCCAGUCAUCAUCACCCGCAACAGCCACCCGGCUGAGCUUGACCUCCCUCGGGCCCCCCAGCCUCCCAAUGCUCUAGGCUAUACCAUCUCCAGCUUCUCCAAUGGCUUCCCUGGCUGCCCAGGGGAGGGUCCCCGAUUCUCAGCACCCCGGCGCCCCUCAACGAGCAGCCUCCGCCACCCCUCGCUUGGUGAAGAGUCCACCCAUGCCCUCAUUGCCCCAGAUGAGCAGUCCCACACCUACGUUAACACGCCAGCCAGCGAGGAGGAGCAGCGCCGAAGCCGGCACUGCCUGCAGCCCUUGCCUGAGGGCCGGGCGCCCUUCGCGCAGCAGGCCCGGGGCCCCGACCAGCGGGACCCACAGGUGUUCCUGCAGCCGGGCCAGGUGAAGUUCGUGUUGGGCCCCACCCCAGCUCGGCGGCACAUGACCAAGUGCCAAAGCCUGUGCCCGAGCCUGCAAGACGCCCCCCACCACAACAAUAACAACGAGGGCCUUUCAGAGUGCCCGGCCCAGCCCAAGUGCACCUACGAGAACGUCAGCGGCGGGUUGCGGCCGGGGGCGGGCUGGAAACUGAGCCCGGAGGAGCCGGGCUGGAACGGCCUGGCCCAGCGCCGGGCUGCACUACUGCACUAUGAAAACCUGCCCUCCCUGCCCCCCGUGUGGGAGAGCCAGGCCCCACAGCCAGGGGAGGAGGCCGGGGAUGACGGUGACUCAAGGGACGGGCUCACACCCUCCUCCAACGGCUUCCCGGAAGGCGAGGAGGACGAGACCCCGCUGCAGAAGCCCACCAGCACCCGGCCUGCCCUCCGCAGCCACGGCAGCUUCCCCGUGCCGCUGACCCGGCGCCGAGGCUCCCCGAGGGUCUUCAACUUUGAUUUCCGCCGCCCGGGCCCGGAGCCCCCGAGGCAGCUCAACUACAUCCAGGUGGAGCUGAAGGGCUGGGGUGGAGACCACUCCAAGGGGCCCCCGAACCCCUCCGCCCCCCGAGGCCCUGUGGCCACCACGCACCCUACCCGAAGCUCAGACUCCUACGCCGUGAUCGACCUCAAAAAGACCGUGGCCAUGUCCAACCUGCAGAGGGCGCUGCCCCGCGACGACGGGACCGCCCGGAAAACCCGGCACAACAGCACCGACCUGCCUCUGUAGGGGCGCCCCUCCUCCGCCCGGCCCAUCCUCCGCCUGCCGCUCCCAUGCCCCGAACCCCGACGCCAGGGCUCGGGGCUGCUUCGCAGAAGGGCACUGAGGUGGACCAGAUGCUUACCGCACUGGCCAGAGUCCCCAAAGAUAUCAGCCGCAGAGUCCCCCGGUGUCCGAGUUGGGGACAGGAGAAGGUGACCAGGCGAGGAGGGAGCCGCGGUGUAAACUGUGAAGGGCCCCCCGACGGCAAUUAGCACCCUCCCGUUCUGUCAUCUGUCGCGUCUGUCGUCUGUGUGUUUUUUUGGUUGAAAUUUGGAAACAUU